GUCAGUGCGUGGCGACCCAACUCCACUUUCCAGCUAUGGCGUCGUCUCUGCCGGAGAAGGCUGGGGUUCCCCCGUGGAGCAGGCUGGAAGGGCAGGUUGUGCUGGUGACGGGCGCCUCCUCCGGCAUCGGCCGCGAUUUCUGCCUCGACCUGGCGCGCGCCGGCUGCCGGGUCGUCGCCGCCGCGCGCCGCGCCGACCGCCUCCGCUCCCUCUGCGACGAGGUCAACGCAUCCGCGGACGCGGCCGCCAGCCAUCCCCGGGCGGUGGCCGUCGAGCUCGACGUCGCCGCCGGAGGGUCCGCCGUCGAGGCGGCGGUGCAGAGGGCCUGGGACGCCUUCGGCCGCAUCGACGUCUUGAUCAACAACGCUGGCCUCCGAGGAGGUGUUCAUUCCUCACUGGAUUGGCCUGAGGAUGAGUGGGAUAAACUCAUCAAGACAAACCUUACCGGAUUAUGGCUCGUCGCCAAGCAUGUAUGUAGACACAUGCGUGAUGCCAAGAUAAAGGGUUCAGUAAUCAACAUUUCGUCUGUUGCUGGCCUCAACCGUGGCAAUCUGCCUGGCUCCAUUGGAUACGCAUCUUCCAAGUCGGCCGUGCAUUCUGUCACGAAGAUAAUGGCUUUGGAACUAGGAGGGUAUGGAAUUAGAGUGAACGCAAUUGCGCCUGGAAUAUUCCAGUCAGAAAUAACUGCUCCUCUGUUGCAAAAGAGAUGGUUGAGCACCGUUGUUUCGAAGAUUGUGCCACUUAAGACAAAUGGCACUACCGAUCCAGCAUUAACAUCGCUGGUUCGUUUUCUGAUCCAUGAAAAGGCAUCAUAUAUAACUGGCAACAUCUUCAUCGUAGAUUCAGGCGUCACCGUACCUGGUGUUCCAAUAUUCUCUUCUCUGUAAUCUUUGUUAUUAGAUUACAAUUAAGUUAUAUAUGAGUGCAACAAGCAAUAAAAAUUCCACCUGUUCGUUUUCUGUUAGCGUUUUUAGGAGUAUCGUUACUCCAGAAACACAAUCAUUUUGUACAA
Triticum dicoccoides is the source of this 1012-nucleotide messenger RNA. RefSeq names its product 3-oxoacyl-[acyl-carrier-protein] reductase FabG-like. The coding region runs from base 36 to 887 and encodes 283 amino acids. The record is from RefSeq and is a predicted model, not a curated record. The transcript is spliced from 3 exons. NCBI's taxonomy places the organism in Eukaryota, Viridiplantae, Streptophyta, Magnoliopsida, Poales, Poaceae. Gene Ontology annotation, molecular function: oxidoreductase activity.